AUGAACUGGAUCGGUCUUGGGGAGGAGAGCAAGCUUGCGGCCGCGGCCGCCCACGGCGACGCCGACGUGGUCCUCGCUCUGCUUCAAGCCGGUGUGCCGCCGACCGCCAGCAAGCUCGGCUACUCGGCGCUCUUCAACGCUGCUUGGGGCAACAACAUCUCGAUCGUCGAAGCGCUCCUCGAGGCUGGCGCCGACGCCGACGCCGCGACCUGGUUUGGCGUCACGCCGCUCCUGGUGGCUGUCGGGAAAGGCCAUACGCGCGUUGUCGAGCUUCUCGCAGCUGCCAACGCGGACGUCAACAAGACGGACGUGUGGGGCGGAUCGGCCAUCUUCCGCGCCGCCGAGUGCGGCAACGCCGACAUGCUCUCGCUGCUCAUCGCUGCCAACGCGCACCUGGAUGCACCGGACAAGCACGGUCGAACGCCGCUGCUCGUCGCGGUCCUCCACGGAAACACCGACGUCGUCAAGCUCUUGGUCGCCGCCAACGCCGACUGCAAUUGCCCCACACGCGACGGCCUGUCGCCGCUGAUGCUGGCCCUGUCGGCGGGUCAGCUCGCGAUGGCGCAGCUCUUGAUCGAUGCGCGAGCAAACGUCCAGCAGACCAACCUCGUCGGCGACUCGGUGCUCUUUCAAGCCGUGCGCUCGGGCAACACGGCGAUGGUCGAGGUCGUGGUCGCUGCGGGGGCCAACGUCAACCACGCCAACCGGGAUGGUAUCUCGCCGCUCCUUCUCGCCGCCACGCAAGGCUACUCGGCCAUUGUCCGCGUCUUGCUGGCAGCCAACGCCCACGUGCACAGCUGCGACCAGCAUGGCACGUCUCCUCUGUUGGCGGCGGCCCACUUUGGCCACGAAGACGUCGUGCAGCAGCUCCUGGACGCAUCGGCGAGCUCGUAUCUGAGCAACAAGCUUGGCGAGUCGCCCGUCUACCUCGCUGCCAUGCACGGCCGCACUCGCAUCGUCACGUUGUUAUUGCAGUCGCAAGUCGACGUCAACCAAACAACCAACCUGGGCUACACGGCACUGCUGCAGGCAGCCGACAAGGGCUACAUCGAGAUCGUGCAGCAGCUUUUGGCCCACGGCGCCGACCCAAAUCUGUGCACACCGCUCGGCGACUCGGCCCUCCUCGCCGCCACCGAAAAGGGCAACGCGGGUAUCGUCCAGAGCCUCUUGCUUGCCGGCGCAGCCGUGAACCAGUGCAAUCACUUUGGCUCGGCGCUAACGUAUGCUUGCUUCUUGGCCACGCAGAUGUCGCCCACUGCCUCGUCGCGGCCGGCGCCGAUGUCAACCUCUGCGAUGCUGUGCCUUGGUAAUCGCCCAAUCGUCAAGGCCGUCCAGAUGGGCCACGUCGAUGUGCUGCUCAUCCUCUUGAACGCGGGUGCCGUUAUCGACGACGCACUCCUGGAAACGCUGGUGCGUGUGGCCAAAGCCAGAGGACACAGUCGCGUGCUGCACAUUCUGGCGCCCGAGGCUAUCGAGGUUGUCGUCAAGAGCUGUGACGAGACGACGCCGCUGGUCGAGUCGGCGGCCGCCAUCGCCUAGUGCGCCUUUGUAUUAAUUAUAAACAGGAUCAAUCCUGUGUUGGUAUGGUC
Molecule: messenger RNA, 1589 nt
Organism: Saprolegnia parasitica CBS 223.65
Lineage: Eukaryota; Oomycota; Saprolegniomycetes; Saprolegniales; Saprolegniaceae
Exons: 16
Coding region: 1-1539 (512 amino acids)
Molecular function (GO): protein binding
Source: RefSeq, a predicted model, not a curated record